Messenger RNA from Ictalurus furcatus (blue catfish), 4095 nucleotides. It is a transcript of the gene ube3d, whose product is annotated as ubiquitin protein ligase E3D. Gene Ontology annotation, molecular function: cyclin binding; ubiquitin conjugating enzyme binding; ubiquitin protein ligase activity. Lineage: Eukaryota; Metazoa; Chordata; Actinopteri; Siluriformes; Ictaluridae. Gene Ontology annotation, biological process: protein autoubiquitination; protein polyubiquitination; proteasome-mediated ubiquitin-dependent protein catabolic process. The record is from RefSeq and is a predicted model, not a curated record. The coding region runs from base 594 to 2069 and encodes 491 amino acids. Gene Ontology annotation, cellular component: cytosol; ubiquitin ligase complex; nucleus. The transcript has 10 exons.
CCUAAGCAGGAAGAAUCACUUAUGAUUAUCUUGAGCAAUGAACCAUAUACAAUGUAUAUUUGUAACUUGAAAGCGUACAGUCGCACACACACUCAAUUUUAGAGAUGCCCAUCAGCCUAUGUCUUUGGACUGGGGGAGGAAACUGGAUUACCCAGAGGAAACCCCCAAAGCACGGGGAGAACAUGCAAACUCCGCACACACAGGGCCACGGUGGGAAUCGGACCCCCAACCCUGGAGGUGUGAGGCAAACAUGCUAACCACUAAGCCACCGUGUGCCCGGUAUAUGUUCAUGUUCCCUUUAAUACAUUUUAAAGGUUAAAAAAAAAUAUAUGGAACUUUCAUACCUUGAUACCUUUCAUACCAUGAUACCACCCCAGCAACAAGGAAAGCUACAAUUUAUUAUCUUUUUAUUUUAAAAACAGAUAUAACGGGGGAAAUUGUAAACUACUUUUAACUAGCUAAGGAAGCUAAUUAAACUAGAAUAUGAAAUGGAUAAAUGGUUUAGUCGGUAUUUGUUACAUAAAAUCUAUCUAGUUUCCGGGGGAGAUGUACAGUACAUAAACCUGAGUGUAGUUACACGUCGCUACCGUUAGAUGGCAGUAGUCCUCUCCGAUAGUAAGUUAACAACAACUACAGAAAAACUAACACUUUCACGAAACCCAGUUAUAAAUCGCUUUUUUAAAGAAAUGGAGGCACCAAAAGACCAAGGCGUUGUCUUUCUUGAGCUGAGAGAGCGAUUACAGAGCGGCUUGUUAAUUAUACGUCCUGAUGUUGACACAUCUGAGGUAAAUGUGUCUAGUGGAGACUCGGCGCUAAAAAUCCACGUACCUGAUGCGAUUUAUGAGGUGAAGCUACCCCCAAAGGUCAGUCUAGUGGAGGGUUCAUGUCGGAAGAGUCCGGAGCUGAACGUGGAUGGGCUGCAUGUUAGAGUGCGUUUGAAGGUGGACCAGUGUUCAGAGGCUCAGGACAGUGCGAUUCAACAUCUGAAGGCACAGAGAUGCUAUUGUUUCUUGUGCCAGUCCUGUGGGGCCAUGCUGCUUAAAGACAGGAUUUUCAGGCGAGUACUCCCGUUACCCAAUGGGAACUGGAAUACACUGGUAGAUGAUUGGUGUUGCCAUCCUGAUCCUUUUGCCAACAAGAAGCUUCUUCCUCAACAAGAGGACUGUUUACUUGGUGACACCUACUUCCUCUUGACCCGGGACAGCAGUUGUGACCAGAGCCUUACAAGCAGAGUGGAUUCAUCCGAUGUGAACUCUGGCUCUAAUCUGCAUUCUGGGAAGCAGGCACUUGGCCACAGGAAUGUGGUUCUCUGUAAGAAUUGCUGUGCAGUGCUGGGAGAAGCAGUCACGACAGACGUUUUAAAAUUCUAUAUAACUGAAGUGGUGGUAAGGCAAAGUGACGAUGGAGAGUAUACCAUACCACAAAAUAGGCAAGUACUGUCGAAUUGUAUAUACAACACACCUAAAUACUUACUGCAUUGUGGAAAUGUGUUUAAAUCAGUGGGCACAAAUUUCAGUCUGGAAGUCCAAAUUACUACACAGUGUGGGUGUCUGAGUCUUCAGGACUGUAGUUCAAGAUUUACUGUAGUUAAUAACUUUUUAUUUUUAAUUCUGAUCAUUUUCUUAUCCAGACAGCAGUUCCUAGAAACAGCCCUUGGGUCCAGACUUGUUGAGCUGUCAUCUGCUCAAAGCAUAUUUCGCUUUUCCAUCCAGACACCAAAUGGUAAAGCUGUGAUCAUGCUUUGGCUCUUGAAUAUGGACACUCUGAUUGCUUCAUUCUCUGAGAAAGUCAUCAGCAGUGACAUCCUCGUCUCCGACAGUGACCGUCAUCCCAAUAAACAUCAGUCAUGCAAGGCAGUUAUGGCAAUCAAAGUCCUUUACCUCCCCUGCACUCACGGUCAACGGGAUGAAGCUGUUGAUGCAUGGGAGAAGGAUAUCAGUGUUCACCCUCUGAUCCUCCCUCAGAGCACAUGUGAGGAGGUGCUGCAGCUCCUGAGCUCCUCUACCGAAACACUGCCCUCCUCACUGUGCUCAAUGAACUGCUACCAGGUGGCGUAUUUGAGAAGAUGAGUUUGUGAGUUAGAAGUGGGUCAGAAUGUGCAGAAUCCAUUUAAUAUGCAUCAUGGGAUCAUUGUGUUUAUGGAUUUAGACUAUUAGUAAUAAACAUUGAAUAUUAAAAAUAUACCCAUUUUAUAUAUUACUUCAUUACUUCACUGUUGUAAUAAAAGUCAGUAUGUUAUAUAGAAUAUCUUGUCUGUAUUGUCUGAUAUUGUCCAAGUGGUUUCACAAACACAUCCAAACAAACUUGAUUGAGUUGCAUCUCACUACAUGAACAUUUUCCUCUUAUCAUGCAUGCUUCAGGAGAAUGAAACCACACUUCUUGUCACAAUAACCAUUUUUGAUGCCAGUACCAAGUUUAGCAUCAUAAUGCUUGAAAAGAAAGUGAUACUAUGGUGCAGCAAAUACAAAAUGUACUAUACCAUUUUUGUGUUUCUGUCUUUGCAUUACUAAAUAAACCCCACCUGUAUACUAAUGAACCUUAGAACAGAGUUAGUUAGCAAGUUUUGCCUUAAAUUACAUCAUAACUUGAAUUGUUUUUUUACUUUUGAAAAACCCAAUUGAAAGUAGGCUACGGACAUGGUUUGAAUUUACAGGUGACUUGUAUGAACUUCUGAUAAUCCGGGUCAAUACAGUGGGGGAAAUAAGUAUUGGAUGCAUCAACAUUUUUUCAAUAAAUAUAUUACCAAUGAGGCUAUUCACAUGAAAUUUUCACCAGAUAUCGAGAAAACUCGAGAAAUCUGGAAAUAUAAAGAAUGCACAACAUUGAAGUCCAUAAAUGAAGUUAUGUGUAACAAAGAGGAAUGAAACAAGAAAAAAGUAUUGAACACGCUAACUGAAAUUUAUUUAAUACUUAGUGGAGAAGCCUUUGUUUGUAAUGACAGCUUCAAGACAUUUUCUGCAUGAAGAAAUUCAGGUGUGAUUUUGGCCCAUUCUUCUAAACAUAUUGUCUUUAAAUCUUGUUCAAUUGGAUUCAAGUCAGGUGAUUGACUGGGCCAUUCUAAUGCCUUGAUUUUUCUCUCUGAAACCAGUUGAGAGUUUCCUUUGCUGUAAGGUCAUCAUCAUCAUCCUGGUGGAUGGCAGCAGAUUCUUCUCAAGAAUCUUCUGGUAAAGGGCUCCAUUCAUUGUUCCUUCAAUCAUAUGAAGUCUGCCAGAACCAUGCGAUGAAAAACAGCCCCACACCAUGAUGCUUCCACCUCCAAACUUCACUGUUGGUAUUGUGUUUUUAGGGUGAUGUGCAGUGCCAUUUCUUCUCCAAACAUGGUGUGUAGUAUGACAGCCAAAAAGUUCAGUUUUGCUCUCAUCUGACCAGACUGCACUCUCCCAGUAUUUCAUAGGCUUGUCCAGUUGCAUUGUAGCAAACUUUAAACGCGCUUCGACAUGCCUUUCUUUUAGUAAUGGAGUCUUGCGGGGUGAGCGUGAGCAGUGGAGUGCAUUGCCUAUUGUUUUCUCUGUGACGAUGGUACCUGUUGCCUCCAAGUGUUUCUGGAGCUCUUUCCGAGUGGUCCUUGGCUCUUGGGUUACUCUUCUGACUAUUCUUCUGACACCCUGGUCAGAAAUCUUGCGAGGCGCUCCUGUGCGUGGCCAGUUGAUGACGGAGUGAUGUUGCUUUCACUUGCGGAUAAUGGCCCCAAUGGUGCUUAAUGGAGGAUUCAGAAGUUUUGAAAUAUGUCUGUAUCCAAUUCCAUCAUUAUGUUUCACAACAAUAAGGUUGCAAAGGUCUCGAGAGAGCUCUUUGCUUUUACCCAUCAUGAGAUGUUUCUUGUGUGACACCUUGGUAACGAAAAGCCUUUUUAUAUAUUAUCAAUUUACAAACCCAGCUUAUAUUAACUUGCACAGAUAGGAGGUAUAAUUACUUACGGAUUUCAGCUGGUUCCUUGCCUUACCUUGCCUUGGAGAACUGCUUUUUCAUAGCGUGUUCAAUACUUUUUUCCUGUGUCAUUGCACUUUAUUACACAUAACUUUAUUUAUGGACUUUAAUGUUAUGAAUUCUUUAUAUUUCUGGAUUUCUUGAGUUAAUACUGAUGGCUGGUGAAAA